Molecule: messenger RNA, 366 nt
Organism: Aspergillus pseudonomiae
Lineage: Eukaryota; Fungi; Ascomycota; Eurotiomycetes; Eurotiales; Aspergillaceae
Exons: 2
Coding region: 1-366 (121 amino acids)
Source: RefSeq, a predicted model, not a curated record
AUGACAGCGAGUCUUCCUCUUUUUAGGGGAAACAGCAUUUCCUUGGAAGAUGCCUUGGAGGAUAACGACAAUAUUCUCCAUCGGUUAGAUUAUCCACAAAAAAACAGCUAUAAUGUAUGUAUUCCUGUCUAUAUCGAUCCGCUAUCCGAGGAGGUGGUUUUAAUUCGAAUCCCCUUACCUUUUAAAAUCGGAGAGGCGUUUAAUCCUGGAAACAUGGAUGAAAAGCUACGGUGCGAAGUAGCUACCUAUAUUUGGAUUCGUGAGAAUUGCUUGACUGUCCCUAUUCCGUCUCUCUAUGGGUUCGCAUUCCCUAAUAGGCUGACAGUCUGUGAACUCAAUCCAAUAUCUUUUAGUCUUCUUUAUUAG